Messenger RNA from Zingiber officinale, 1612 nucleotides. RefSeq names its product mRNA-decapping enzyme-like protein. Gene Ontology annotation, molecular function: enzyme activator activity; mRNA binding. Lineage: Eukaryota; Viridiplantae; Streptophyta; Magnoliopsida; Zingiberales; Zingiberaceae. Gene Ontology annotation, cellular component: P-body. The record is from RefSeq and is a predicted model, not a curated record. Gene Ontology annotation, biological process: deadenylation-independent decapping of nuclear-transcribed mRNA; positive regulation of catalytic activity; deadenylation-dependent decapping of nuclear-transcribed mRNA. The transcript has 8 exons. The coding region runs from base 140 to 1213 and encodes 357 amino acids.
UUUACCCUUAUCCGGCAAAUUCGCACGCCCUCGAUUGAUCUCUGUCUCCGUCGUGCAAUUCCUGUUUCGUCUUGUUCACGUUUGCUCGAAUUGCUUCUAGGGUUCUUCUGGAUUUAGGGUUUGGUCGAGUGCUAGGAGGAUGACGCAGAACGGGAAAUUGAUGCCGAAUCUUGACCAAAACAGCACCAAGGUCCACAACCUCACAGUACUCCAGCGGAUCGACUCUUUCGUGGAGGAGAUCCUCAUGACCGCUGCCCAUGUCACCGUCUACGAGUUCAACAUCGAGCUUAACCAGUGGAACCGUAAAGACGUCGAAGGAUCCCUAUUCGUUGUCAAGAGGAAUGCACAACCCAGGUUUCAGUUCAUCGUGAUGAAUAGGCGUAAUACAGCAGCUAAUCUAGUUGAGAAUCUUUUGGGAGAUUUUGAGUACGAAGUUCAGGUUCCAUAUCUUUUAUACCGAAAUGCAGCUCAAGAAGUCAAUGGCAUAUGGUUUUAUAAUUCACCUGAUUGUGAAGCAGUGGCAAAUCUUUUUGCCAGGAUACUAAAUGCUUAUUCUAAAGUACCUUCAAAGCCUAAGGUAACUUCUAAAAGUGACUUUGAGGAGCUUGAAGCUAUACCUACAUCAGUCAUGGAAGGUUCUCUUGAGCCGACAUCAGUUGCUAUGUCAACUCCUGAAGUUCCUGAGGACGCAUUUGUGAACUUCUUCAGUAAUGCCGUGAACAUUGGAAUUGCAACAAAUGCAGCAAUCCAUGGCCAGCCAACUCUUGCUUCUGCACCAGUUCCUGUAACUACUCAGGCAUCAAGCUUCAAUCCAUCUAUUUUGCCAACUGUUCAGUCAAUUUCUAUUCCUUCAACGUCAUCCACUCCUCUAAUGUCAACUUUGGAUAAUCUUGAAUCUGGAAAUGGAAGCAGCAGCCAUGCGACAAAUCUGGUUAAGCCUUCAUACUUUUCACCUCCUGCUGCACUGCUAAUGCCUCUAGUGCCAUCUUCUGUUCCAGUUGCUGUUCCUUCCCUCCGUCCUCCAGUAACAAUGCAGCAACCAUAUGGAACUCCCCUUCUUCAACCCUUUCCACCACCGUCUCCAUCUGCAUCUCUUGCUCCUCAAAAUUUCGAACCAGUUAUCACAAGAGACAAAGUCCGUGAUGCACUAUUGAGGAUUGUUCAGGAGAGCUCAACUUCCUUCUUCAUGGUGAAAGCUAGCUGGAGAGAGUAAUGACGAAGCCCAUAAGCCUUCCAGCUUUGAAUCAAUCAAUGCCUUCAUAAUUUCUGAUGUCCACUUGCAUGAACGACACACCAAACUGCUUAUAAAUACUCACUUAACUCACUAAUACAGUAAUGAGAUGUGAUCGAGUCAGAAUCAUUGUUAUCGACUUUCAAUGCUCUAUAUUUAUUAAUCUUUCUUUUCCAGCUGUUUCUUAGCAGCAUAGUUAAAUAGUUUAACUUGGAUUUCUGUAUUUGUAGGAACUUGCAAGCUGUAGAGUAAUACACUAGUUUGAAUGUAUGUAUACUGUUUUUUUUAUAAGCUAGAUGUUCGUAAUUCUGCUCAGACUUUGUUUAGCAACAUUGUGGGAGCAUCCUACUUAUACAUAUACAGUAACUAAUUGUUUAUCAA